AUGAAAUCUGCUCCAGAGCCAGCGACUAUCCAUGAUGUGGACGAGGACGACAAUAUUCUCUUGCACAGCAAAAGAUCAGCAACCCGAGUGACGAAGGCGACAUCAAUGUCGCCUCCCAGAAGCCAGAGCACGAUCAACUCAAGGCCGUCGCAGAAAUGCAUUUUCGGCAAGUCUAUCUGCAGAGGGCCUAUUGAAAACAUGGUCAAGGAAUAUAGUCCCAAUCGGGAUAAUCCCCUUACAAUAUUCACCCGGAGCCAAGAUCAAAGCCGGGAGCGCAACGAGAUUCCGGGGUACCGCUUCAGGAAAGUUUUCUUUACUGACGAGACCGAGAUUCUUCACCCAGAUGCGACUUACGACAGGGGCCGCUACGUGAGAUUGACUGCUUUUAUUGCUGAGAGGGAGAAGACCCACCCCGAUCCCAGGAUCUAUGUGGAACAGCGGGUUUACCAGGGCAGCCGGGAGAUGAUUAUGAUUCAUGAAUUGUUUUUCGGUGGAAUGAUCCAAGUCGGGGUUGAGUACGUGUUCACAGCCUGUGGUGACGAAGAUAUCCACCUGGGGAAGCGCGACCUGAGGCUCACCAUUAAAGCUCUACAGCAGGAUAUCUUUGACGACUACAUGCAUCGCGCAAAGUAUUACGGCUAUGAUCGCAAAGAUACUGUUUUUGUAAGCCAGUACUCCCUCUUGCAUGGGUUAACCUACACCAUACGAAAGCUCGGCAGUCGCCAAGAGUAUCCAUACUCGGUCUUUCUUGAAGCCGACGAUCUCCGGACCAUCCUUGACGCAAAGCGCAAGAUGCGAUCUGCUAUUGGUGCUGUACCUGCUGAGGGGAUUGAACUGCUGAAACUGCGUUUCCCGGGAUACGGAGAAUACACGGAGGACAAAAUGGACAGGGGUGACCUUGAUCUUCGGAUUGUGUAUAAGCUUUGA
Molecule: messenger RNA, 927 nt
Organism: Aspergillus udagawae
Lineage: Eukaryota; Fungi; Ascomycota; Eurotiomycetes; Eurotiales; Aspergillaceae
Exons: 3
Coding region: 1-927 (308 amino acids)
Source: RefSeq, a predicted model, not a curated record